Messenger RNA from Cryptotermes secundus, 1393 nucleotides. RefSeq lists its product as uncharacterized. Lineage: Eukaryota; Metazoa; Arthropoda; Insecta; Blattodea; Kalotermitidae. Bases 165 to 959 code for a protein of 264 amino acids. The record is from RefSeq and is a predicted model, not a curated record. The transcript is spliced from 2 exons.
GCGUAACGUUCCUUCUAGCAAUUAGAUAGCGUAGGUAGCCAUUUCAGUAUUUUUAUGCGUUUUGGAAGGCAUAAUUUAAUAUCCACUAAAAUAAAAGGAGUUCGUAUAUCUAAUUAGGUAAAAUAGUUUCUAAACAUUAGAAUUAUUUAUCCUAGUAGUCUGAAAUGGAAGAGGAAAUUAUUAUGGUCCCUGAGGACGGGUUUAGUUCUGCAGAGAAGUUCGUAUGGAGCAGACCAAUGGUACUUACAUUGAUAGAAGAGUAUAAGAAAGUCGAACAUGAAUUCAAGGAUUCAAACAUUAAAAAGAAGCAUAUUUGGCGUAAGAUAGCUCAACACCUUGCAGAGAGGGGUUACCACAAUGUGAAUGAAGAUAUGUGUGAUAAAAAAUGGCGUAACCUUAAGAAAACGUUUAAAGAAAUUUAUGUUGGACAAAGAGGGUCUCCUUUGAGAACUAAAUGGGGAUUUUACAACGCAGUAGAAGAAAUAUUCAGUAAAGAUCCAAAUAUUGUAAGUGCUGCAUCAGUUUCAGUUUCAACAAAGCCGUUUUUAACCACAAAGAAAAUUCCAGGUCCUGAUGGACAGGAAAUGCAAGUUGAAAUAAUGGAAGUUGUUGGGAAUUUGCAUGAUGAAUAUCUGGAAGAUGGAGAAGCGGUAAUUGCUGAAAAUUCUGAAGAUCGUGCCUAUGGACCUUUCGAUUCUUCAGUUCAGCAACCUCCUGCGUGGUUCACAGAAUUUCUACAGCAGUACCAUAAUGAUGAAGAGAGGAGAAUAGAAAUGCUAAAUAAAAUGCAUGCUGAUAUAAUUGCUUUGGAGGAAAAGAAGUGUGCACUAUUAGCAACAUUAAUUGAGAAGCUGGGAGGCCCUGCUAAGGUACAAGAGAAUGAGAAAUGUGUAUCAUCUGAAUUUCAGGAGCUAGAGCAAAAUCCAGAGUGUGAAAUAGCAGAAAAUUGUAAGAAUUAAGGUUGGGGAAUAUGUAAAUUUGAAUGAAGGCACAGAUAUUACUGCAACUUUCUGCAUUAAGUCUUAAGUCUGUUUAAUAUAUGUUAGCUAUGAUGUAAUUGACACACACUACAGCACACAACAGUUUAUUCCUGAACCUAUAAUUGCAAGAUGCAAUGUUGGUCAAAUUUAUGUUUGCAUUUUAUGGCUGUUACUGUGUAGAGUUACAGGAAGUUAUUAUUUUUACUGUUCACUCUUAAUCUUUCAGAAAAGUAAGUUCCUAGCCUAAUUAUAGAAAACUAUAAUAGCCAGGAUAGUGUAGUCAUUAUAGCAACUGGCUACAGGCUGGACAACCAAAGGGUUGGCGUUCAAGUCUCAGUAGGGACAAGAAUUUUCUUUUCUCCAUUUAAUCCAGACUGGCUCUGGGGUCCACCCAACCUCCUAUCCGAUGGGUA